Molecule: messenger RNA, 854 nt
Organism: Parus major (Great Tit)
Lineage: Eukaryota; Metazoa; Chordata; Aves; Passeriformes; Paridae
Gene: MRPL16
Product: mitochondrial ribosomal protein L16
Exons: 4
Coding region: 26-808 (260 amino acids)
Biological process (GO): mitochondrial translation
Cellular component (GO): mitochondrial large ribosomal subunit; ribosome
Molecular function (GO): structural constituent of ribosome; rRNA binding
Source: RefSeq, a predicted model, not a curated record
GGCGCGUUUGAUUGGGGACGGGCCAAUGGCGGCGCCCUUGCGGCACUUCCGGCGUGUCGCGGCGAUGUGGCGAUGGCGGCUCCCGGGGCCGCUCCGGGCCGGGGGAGGUCCCGGCGGCGUCGCGGUUCCCCGGGCGGGGCUCAAGAAGCUGGCGCUGCCCCCGGAUUACAGCGGGAUCACCAUCCCGGAGAAGCCGAAGCUGAAGUUCAUGGACAAGGUGCCGGCGGUGCCCAAAGUGCGGCGGGAGCCCCGGCGGCUCCGUGACAUCCGUGGCCCGUCCCAGGAGGCCACCGACUUCACCCAGGGGCAGUACGGGAUCCUGGCUUUGGGCGGGGGGUACCUGCACUGGGGCCACUUCGAGAUGAUCCGCCUGACCAUCGGCCGCAGCAUCGAUCCCAAAUCCAUGUUUGCCGUGUGGCGCGUGCCCGCCCCCUACAAGUCGGUGACGCGGAAAAGCCUGGGACACCGGAUGGGGGGCGGGAAGGGCCCCAUCGACCGCUACGUGACGGCGGUGAAGAGCGGGAGGCUGGUGCUGGAGGUGGGCGGGCGCUGCGAAUUCGGGGAGGUUCGGCCCUUCCUCGCCCGCGUGGCCCAGAAACUGCCCUUCCCGGCCGUCCCCGUCAGCCGGGAGAGCCUCCAGGAGAUGCGACGGGAAGAGGAGGAGAAAAGGCUGAACAACCAAAAUCCCUGGACUUUCGAGCGUGUGGUGACCUCCAACAUGUUGGGGAUGAGGAAGUACCUGAGCCCCUACGACCUGCAGCUCAAGGGACGCUACUGGGGCAAGUUUUUCCUGAAGCACAGAGUGUGAGGAGCGUCUGGAUUGGAUUCCUUUUGGAAUUAAACUUUUCACAAGA